GUUUUUGUGUUUCCGAUGAGAAUCCGUGCGAGAAGCCGGCUCCAUCGCACUUAAUUUUUACUUAAUGAUUAAGUUUUGUCGUCUGUUAUUUUUGUUAAUGCAUAAAAUUGCGCUUACAACGAAAAUAUGUCAGAAGACAAAGCAAUAACAGAAGAUAUGUGGACUCCGUACAAGGAGUUGCUAAGUCUCGUUGAGAAGUAUAUAAUAUCAGGACCUGAUAUUCAAGACCCACAGUAUCAUGAACUCACAGAAGCUUUGCGUAAUCACAGACAAAACUUUCUUACCAUCUUAAAAAAUCCACCAAAAAAUCCAAAAAGUCGCGAAGAGAUAAAAAAAGGAGUCACAGAUGGAAUAACACUGCCUGGUUUGGGUCAUCAGAUAUUGUCAAAGGAAUUGGUGGAUGAGACUGUUAUUAUAUCAGAUAUGUAUGAUUUGAAUGAAUUUAUGGCCCUGGAUCUUCUCUGUACGGCUCAGUUACAAAUGCCGCAUCAUCCUGGUUUAACUCGCGGUUUAACAGCCGUUCUUCUUUAUUACGACGGAAGAAAGGCAUUGACAUCAGUAUUAAGAACAUUGGUGCAUACUCGUAUCGGUCACAGUUGGGCGGUGGAUACACCAGUUGCACUUACAAGACAUAUUACGGAUUAUACAAACAAAUUGCAAGAGGAUGGUCUGCUGAACAGAAUUUUGUCUUUGGUAGAAGAAAUGGAUCCUACUAAGGAGCAAGAUUUACUGCAACAAAAUAAAGCAUUAGGCGGAGCGAAGCAUCAUCAGAUGGUCAUGAAACUUUAUAACGACACGCGACAGGAUCUGGCUGAUAUUUUAUACUUAUGGUCUGCCCAAACGUCUUUGCCAAAUAUAAUUCUGUUUCGUUUAUUAUCUAUAUUACAAACACGUCAAGUGGAAUCUGAAGCGGGUGAAGGUGGACCUGACAGGGUUACACUUGCGCUCAUUAUGGCUGUUUUAAAUGCCCUAAAUUUCAGCUUUUUACAUAGUCGUGAAAAUGGCGAAGAAUUAGUCAAUUCGAUGCCACUGAUAACGGAAAGGGACGCGUUAGAAGAAUUAAAUAAAAAAAUAAUGUCCACCAAUAUAAAUUGGGAAAGUGCUGGAUUACGAGGAGUGAUACAGUUCGCUUUGGCGGUAGCCAUGAUCACAAUUAAAACAACUUCCACUCAGUUUCAGUCGCAGAGCAUAACUAUGGAAGAUGAGAUGUUGAUCGAAGCGGCCUUGGCAAACAAGGCUUUUCAUUUUAUGGCCGAAGUUUUGUUUAAAAACAGUUACUUGCACCACGAAGAGUUUUACGUUCGUUAUUUUCACACUCUCAUCUCGGACUUCAUAUUACUGAUGCCUGUCAAAAUUAAAGAGCUGCGCAGUCGCGCCGACGAGUCCAUGCGUUUGAUACAAGCGUUUCAGCAGGAAGGUAUUGAACCUCCCAUGAAUCUGGACAAUCAUUUUGAAUAUUUAAUGUUAAUGGUAGCGGAACUCUACAAGAAAGAUCCGCUGAAGUUAAAUUUAGUCAUGGAUUAUUGGUGUCACCACACCGAUACGACUCACGUAACAGCUUCUGCGUACAUUAGCCGCCUGCCUUCCAGACAAGUUGCCUUGUUUAAAUUCAUUCGACUCGCGGGAGAAAUACUGCCGGCGGGUUUGUUCGUUCCGUAUAUGAAAAUGAUUUCGUCACUCGCUUCAUCGACACAGGCAGCUAGACACGCAUUCAAUUUUUUCAAACCAAACGGGUCGACUGGUUCAGCAACGAUUUCGUGGGAUCAUUUUUUCAACUCCUUGAGUCGAUAUUAUUACAAUUUGAGACAGGAAUUGCCUCCCAGUCAAGACACAGUGUACAGACAACGAUGUCAUCCGAAAGGAAUUAUGCCUCAGGAAGUCAAGGGUCUUGAAGCGGUGCUUUCGGUCGUUCAAGUAAUCGCUAAGAACGACGAGAUGUCGAGAGUCGCUAUAUGCGAUCAUCCAAAUUGGAAGGUUCUCCCGUCCCUGAUCGGUUUGGUGAGCUGCGCGAUGCCGAUACCGCUAAAAGGUGUGCUGGUGAGAACUCUCGCGGCACUUGCCAGAUCACCGGAAAGUUCGUCCGUGGUUUGGCAGAGUUUGGAAGCUGCUCAGAUUCUCUCCACUAUACCGACCACAAGCAGUUAUCAACCGAGAGGUGUGCAAACUGAACUGGAAGAAAUCGAAUCUAGAAACGAGGAGUAUCCAUUGACACGCGCCGUGCUGGAACUGUUGGAUGUUCUAACUAAUUUUCCGAUACCUCGUCUGCUUGGUGUCGGCCAACGGAAUCCAGGAUUUGAUCCGUACUUGCAUUUUAUCAUUAAUAUCGUCUUCUUGAAAUUCUACACGCGUUCGUACAAAAAUCCCGCUGAGAAGUGGGAAGUGGCCGAGGCGUGUUUGAAAAUAUUCUCCAAGUUGAUAAAACAAUACGAGCCAGCUGUGGAGGAUUUCGAGGGUUGUAGAGUCGAGUUGCAAGGCGGUGAAACCACCUUGGUGAAUUCGGCCCCGGGAUAUCAUCUAAUGACGAGCUUGCACAUUAAGCUUGCCGCUUCUGAAUUACUGUACGUCAUAUUACUCAUCCUGGACGAGGGAUGUCAUCAUUUUGACACUUACGACAAUUUUCCUGGCAAGAAGCACCUUGAAAAUUGCAGUUUGUAUUGUUUGGAAAUAUUAGAACGCGGACUGAAGACGCAAAAUAAUUACAUGGCGCAGCUGGCCGCCAUACCGUCCGAGAACAAACUUAUGACGGGACUGUCGCGUUUGUUGCUCGGAGUGAAUCCUCGCACAGGCAAACCGGAUCACAUGAUUAAUAUCGUGAAGUACGUUUCGUACAAUUCGUGGCUACCGAAGCAAGCUUUCGUGGCUGUUGGCGUUAUUCAGGGUGUAACCACCGAGCCCGGAGCGGACUCCGAAUUGUUGUCAACAUUCACGUCAACGUCUACUCUAGCUACGAACAUCAGACACGGAUUUGUCGAGUGUCUAGAUGCGGAGAGCGUUUCGGAAGACGAAGAUGAGACAGCAGCCGGCGAACAAAGCAGACUGCAAAUUGGCAAUUGCAAAGAGAGGAUAUUGCUGUUGAUGAUGCACAGUAUUACACGGCCUGCGCCCAAUCUCGCGCACUAUUUGCUCGGUUUUGAAAUAACCAAAGAUAUCAGAAAGACCGUUAUUCAGCAACCGGGUAUUCUAGGAUUUCCACGCACUUGUUUGCAUUCUAUCCUGGGUAUUCUCGAACAGUCUCUCGAUCGCGGUCGCGACAAAAUAACCGAAGCCUGUUACUGCUAUCUUCAUACAUUGACAGCCAAUAGCAAAACGUCAGCACCAAUUCUCAGAUUUCUGCGAGCAAUCAGUACCACCAGCAGUCAGGACUUCGUGCAGAGACACCUCUCGAAAUUACCGUUCCAAGGACCGAACAGAUCGACCGAGCUCGGCUGCAUGUCUUGGCUAAUGAAGAUAGCCGCUAUCGAGUUGCGUGUUGCUGGCGGCAGUCUGCAGACUUCCUUAAUUCAACGACUGGUGGGAAAUGUGAAUCAGGAUAAAGAUCAGAUUGUACCGUCCCAGAAGCUCUUAAUGGAUCUUUUACACUACAUCGACUUCCAACUCUACCUGGAACCCACGAAGUCAUGGGAAUUCUUUGAUCCGUCGCAAAUCGAAGUGGUUUUGGGCAAAUGCAGCACACCCGUCGCGUUAAUGGGCGGUCCGCGACUCAUCGACAUUCGUAAAUUGCAUUCCCUCAUCACCGAGGAAUUGACGGUCACGCAGAGCAGCGCGACCGCCACUCAGCGCAAACUUAUGCAGCAAGAAGUAAAAUCCGUACUCGCAUACGCGCUGAAGAAGAAUCAGACCAAAGUCUUAUCUUACGCAACGGUGAAAUUCGUGGAGGGUUGGUGCCAAACUACAGAGAUACUAUUCUCCGUCGCGACCGAUCAACAACUCCCGGCGAGUCAAAGACAGAGCCUUUUGCUGAAUUUGUCGCACGAUCUUCUACAGAAAAUGACCUCUUGCGAAGCUCUGAGCGAAAUCAAGACGUUGGUGUCCGGCACGGUCUUGAUGCUGUUGGUGAACUUGCGAAACAGUUUUGUAGUCCAGUCGGACAACGAGUUAUUGCCGUCCUCACCGUCAAAUACAACAAUGAUGAAAAUUAUUCUAAAUCACAUUUUACAAUGGAUCAUAAAUGCCGGUGCUUCUUCACAAAAGGUCGUUACGCAUCUCUACGCGGCCUUAUUGAACUUCCUGAGCAUCGUUGGUUUUGAAUUCGAACACGUAAACGUAAUCGACUCGAUGUACAUCAGACAAUUGGAUAGUUCGCUCAACAAGCUCAUGCCUACCCAGGAACGUUUGCAGCGUUACGCGACAAUUCAAGUCAUCAACAGUUUCGGGAAUCAGUUGAUGGACAUUUUGUGCCACAGCUGUUCCGGUGGACACGACGUGUGCAAGAUGCUCGCGUUGUCCUGUCUGGACAAGAUUCUGGAAUUGGAUUGCGACAACGCCUGGAUGAUAUAUUUGACGAGCAGAGGCUAUUUGAAGCACAUGAUAGACAGUCUGUUGGAAUCGGACAAUAUGCUGCGAUUCAUGCUGCAACCGGAACCGCAGACUCUGCGACCUUUGUAUCUUUACGAAGCGAAAAUAGCCAUUUUUUGCAGAAUGGCGUCAACAAGAUUCGGCGCGGAGAGUCUCCUGGAGAACAAGAUCCUGUCCUGUAUGUCUACUAUGUGCGUGUUCGAUCAACAUCCCGAUGUUCACGUGGGUUUUGAGGGUGGCGAUUACUCGUUUAUACCGUCGGUCGGACAACGUUACCAGCAGAUCUUUCUACCGGCUUUGUAUCUUUGCGACGCUCUGUUCACCACCCUAGGAACGGAGAAUCAAUCGUGCGCCGUGCAAGUCUGCAGUUUCUUACAAAGUCACAGAGAUACCGUAGAAAUGACUUUGAGAAACGCGUUCUCCCAUGCCAAUAAACUUUUCUUGAAGGAAAUAGCGUGUCUCACCGGUGUGAUAUCCAGAUCGGCAAAUAUAGACAUGUACAAACUUGUGGAAGAGGAAUUGGCGAGAACAGAUAUAGAUGAUUACAAAGUGGAGAGUACCACGGGGAUGAGGGAGUUGCGGGCGCAUCUCUACCGCCUACAGAAAUUGAUGCUCUCGUUACUGAAAAAAUUCCAAAUGCACUCGAUUCCGAUAAACCACAAUUAUCAGGAAGCCGAUGCGAACCAACAAUAUAUUUCUUGUAUACAGAUAGUCGCCAACAUCAUGUUGUAUACACGCAAUCAAAUGCAACACAGUCACAUGGAUCAGAAAAUAAGGAAUGUGCUGUUCGAUCCUCACUUAACGCUGAAACCAGGAGGAAGACAGGACACAAUAAAGGACACUUCCGGUGGUGUGCAUUUGGGCGUGAUAGUCGAACAGCUGGUUUCUGUGACAAAUUUACUACACACUGAAUUACCUCAUAUCGAUUCCUUGAUAAAGAAGUCGUCAAUGGUAGCCGACAUGAAUACAGCGGAACUAAAGAAGUACAUGUCUGAUAACGAGCUGGAACUCGAUGUGGAAAAGCAACGAAUGCUUGUCGAGCAACGAUUGAAUCGUUGGGUGAAGGACAAGCGACAAAGCAUAAAAUAUUGUUCUUUUAUAAUAGAGCACGCGUUGUACAUUCUUUGGAGUCAUCUGGACUUUUAUACCAUGCUGGUGAUAUCGCGGCAAACUCAAAGGGUGCACGUAUCGUCGGGAGGCGUUGACGACAGUAUGAUAGAAUGGAAGGUCUCGUCGGAAACGUUAAUGGAACUGAAGCAAGGACUCGUUGCCACGUUCACAGAUACUUUUAUUACACAGUUACUGGAAACAACGCACAGCGAAUACGCGACGUUGGAUCGUAGCUUCAUCGAAGCUCUCAUAAGACGAAUUAAAAGACUGCUACAAUUUAUAAUUAUAAAAUGAUAAAAGGUCUAUACACU
Messenger RNA from Pseudomyrmex gracilis, 5936 nucleotides. RefSeq names its product nuclear pore complex protein Nup205 (gene Nup205). Gene Ontology annotation, biological process: nuclear pore organization. Gene Ontology annotation, cellular component: nuclear pore; nuclear pore inner ring. The transcript has 10 exons. Gene Ontology annotation, molecular function: structural constituent of nuclear pore. The record is from RefSeq and is a predicted model, not a curated record. Lineage: Eukaryota; Metazoa; Arthropoda; Insecta; Hymenoptera; Formicidae. Bases 127 to 5919 code for a protein of 1930 amino acids.